This is a messenger RNA of Aspergillus aculeatus ATCC 16872, 1093 nucleotides long. Its product is annotated as F-box protein. The record is from RefSeq and is a predicted model, not a curated record. Gene Ontology annotation, molecular function: protein binding. The coding region runs from base 62 to 1021 and encodes 319 amino acids. Lineage: Eukaryota; Fungi; Ascomycota; Eurotiomycetes; Eurotiales; Aspergillaceae. The transcript has 4 exons.
AUACAGCGUGCAUACUACAGGCAUACGCAUACUCACAUCGCACAGCAGCAAGGAUAAUGCUAUGAGUAUGGCCAGCGACAACAACACCUCCAGGACAAACCUUUUCUCUUUGCCUAACGAAGUCCUCGUGCAAAUUCUCUCCAGCUUCUCAACCCGCUCUCUUCUCCCUUGGACAUCAGUCUGCCACCAUUUCCAUGCCUUGAUCCUACGCAUCCUGCACUACCGACUCCGCAUCGCCGCCUCCCUGCCGGAAUACAAGCUCAUCCUCGAAUGCUUCCACCCCAGCUCGAAACUCAUCGAGCCCCAUGUCUUCUGCACCUACAUCGGCACGGACGACCUGAGCAGCCAAUUCGAUGGGAAGGGAUCGUUGUAUGAGAACGUAGACACCGCCUCGCGCCUCGGCCGACUCGGUUCGGUGUAUUCGCGGUUUCGCCCGGAGCGAACACUGGAGGAUGGGACAUCGCCAACGACGCGAUGGGGGUCUUAUGGCACAGACGAGGAAGUAGAUCACGACCCGGACAACAGGACGGUGACGCGUCUCAUCAACCUGGAAGAAGUUGAGAACUUCUCCCAGUUGUGCGUGGUGGUCAAUGUGGUGAAAGUGAUGCCGGGAAGCGAUCUGUUGCUGAGCGCCCACACAGUCGAGGAUGGGGUGAUUCGAGUGUUCCGGAAUUGGCUCAAGGAACGGGAAGGAUGGGAUCGGGACCGGGACCGGAACCAGGCCCAUGCCCAUGGCAAUAAUCCAUCCGACAGGGCUUCUGUGGAAGGUUGUGAUGACGCGAGUAUGCUCUGGGUUGAUCCAAGUCGCAACGUUGGAAUCAAGGCGCGAGUUCGGGGAAGGCGGUAUGUCGACCAGCAGAUGCCGUUGCUGGUUCACCGCGACGAGGAGCAGGGGAUUACAUAUGAGCUGGACAUUGAGGAACUACAUAUUCGGACCACCUGUCUUCUGAUGACCGUGGAGAAGUCGCAGGAGGAGCAGAAGAACUAUCCAAAAGCCGUGAUCUUCACGCGGACAGUAUGAUUUAUGACCAUCGAGCUUUGAUUGGUAUAGUUGUUGAGACUCGUGAGGUUUAGCGCAGAGAAUCAGUGCAUC